AUGGAGCCAAAACGUUUCAAGAAUCACAAGAGGCGUGGAUUCGGCACCCCUGUCGGAGAUGUGGUCGAACCCCUGGAUAUAAGUAUGGCAACCUGGUCACUCUCAAGACUGGGAGGGCGCCCGUACCUGUUAGUCAGCCACUCAAAACCCCAUCCCAAAGCGCCCGAGCUGGGCCAGGACCACUUGCUUCCUUGCAUAUCUACUGCGUAUAAGUAUUCAGGUAAAAAGUAUUGGCGAUGGCUGUAUCAAACGAACACGCCGGUCAGCCUCGGCCAUCACAGUCACUUGGGAUUUUCCAUGCGCAGCGCGACCUGCAGUUCGAAUGUAGAAGGAUAUUUUUCGUACUCGACUCAAGGGAUGGAAGUUGAACUGCGUUGGUGUUAA
Molecule: messenger RNA, 384 nt
Organism: Neurospora tetrasperma FGSC 2508
Lineage: Eukaryota; Fungi; Ascomycota; Sordariomycetes; Sordariales; Sordariaceae
Exons: 3
Coding region: 1-384 (127 amino acids)
Source: RefSeq, a predicted model, not a curated record